This is a messenger RNA of Arachis ipaensis, 963 nucleotides long. The record is from RefSeq and is a predicted model, not a curated record. NCBI's taxonomy places the organism in Eukaryota, Viridiplantae, Streptophyta, Magnoliopsida, Fabales, Fabaceae.
AUGGAGAAACUAAUGAAAAAUCAAGAAAUGGCCAGCAAGAACCAUGAAGCUUCUAUGAGGAACCUUGAAAGGCAAAUUGGGCAAUUGUCUAAGCAGCCAGCUGAAAGGCCAAGCAAUACAUUCCCAAAUGACACCAUUCCUAACCCCAAGGAAGAAUGCAAGGCCAUCCAACUUAGAGGUGGCAAGACAUUAGAGAAUGACAAAGUUGACAGCAAGAAAGAAGUAGAGGUUGAAGAGGAUGAUAAGGUGAACUCCAAGAAGGAUGAAGAACCACAAACUCCAAAGAAGGGAAAGCAAGUCCCAGAGGCACAACCACAAGAGCUGAGAAAGGAGGUGAAGCCAUAUGUCCUUCCACUACCUUACCCUCAAAGAUUGCACAAAGACAUCAAGGACCAGCAAUUUCCCAAGUUCUUGGAGAUCUUCAAGAAGCUAGAGAUCAACCUUCAACUUAUUGAGGCCUUAGAGCAAAUGCCUCUCUAUGCGAAAUUUCUCAAGGAGCUUAUCAACAAGAAAAGAAGCUGGAAAGAAAAAGAAACUGUGAUCCUAACCCAAGAGUGUAGUGCUGUGAUUCAGAAAGGCUUACCACCAAAACUCAAAGAUCCAGGGAGUUUCUUCAUACCAUGCACUAUUGGGAACAUACCAAUUGACAAAGCUUUGUGUGACUUGGGAUCCAGUAUCAAUCUGAUGCUACUAUCCAUGAUGAGAAACGUAUCUAUAGAGGACGUAAAGCCCACAAGAAUGUCAUUGCAACUAGCUAAUAGAUCACUCAUAAUACCCAAUGGAGUGGUAGAGAACUUUCUAGUCAAGGUGGGCAAGUUCAUCUUUCUAGCAGAUUUUGUGAUUCUGGACUUAGAUGAGGAAGGAAGUGAUUCAAUCAUACUAGGAAGACCCUUUCUAGCCAUAGCAAGACCCAUCAUUGAUAUAGAAAAAGGAAAGAUAAUCUUGAGAGAACACGAUGAAUAA